GUUUGUCUAGCUCCUCAGAGUAGCAGAUCUGUGAGACAGCUUGAAGUAUGAAUCCUCUGUGGUGCAGAUACAGUACUCUCUUCAUUUCAGAUUUCUCAAAUCCAUAGACUGCAUUUGAAAGAUGAAUUUGCAUGCCCUGUGUGUUCUACUGGUGUCCAUUUUUAUGGAAGCUAAAACUCAAAGUGGGGAAGUCGAGGGACAUUGUCAUCAAGUGGUGAAUAUAUUCCCUGCCAAACUCAGAGAGUUGAGAACCACCUUUAAUAAGGUCAAAGAUUAUUUUCAAAUGAAGGACGAUGCACUGAAUACAAUUUUACUCGAAGACAAUUUAUUACAGGAGUUCAAGGGUUCUCUGGGGUGCCAUUCAGUUGUGGAAAUGCUUCGAUUCUACCUGGAGGAUGUAUUACCAAAUGCCAUUAGUGGUAGCAAAGGUGUAACUAUAGAUGUCAGCUACAUUGGAAACCAGCUAGUGGACCUCAGACACACUUUAAGACGAUGUCACAACUUUUUGCCUUGUGACAGAAAAAGCAGAACUGUCAAACAGAUCAAAGAGACUUAUAAAAAGAUGCAAGCUAAGGGGAUCUACAAAGCAAUGGGAGAAUUUGACAUUUUCAUUGAUUACAUUGAGGACUACCUGAUGUCCAAGAAGAAAUAACAGCCCUGGAAAUGACUAGAGUUUUAUUCAAUGAAAAAAUACCUCUUUUGUGCAGAAGUAAACAAACAAUGUAUACACUUGAUAACUGUAUGCACUGAUUUCAUGAAACAAUGUUUUAGGAUGUUUACAGAGGUUGCAUGUUUUAAUGCAAUUUCAUUUAUAUGUUAUUCAUUAGGAUUGCUGUUACAAUAUAAUUUCAUCUCAAUACAGUAGUAUCAUAGAUCAGUACUUAUGUGCCAACAGCAAGUCAGUAAGUGGGACGUUACAGUAAAAAAAACAGAUCUAUAUCACUAGAGUGAUGUAUUAAUGUUGGACUACUGGAGAUCUGCUAUUUAUUUUUUUAUAGUCUCUAAAGACAUUGGCCAUGGGGGCUUUUAUUACAAAAAAUUGCUCUAGCAAUACAGAGUACAUUAUUUAUUUUACUCUUGUAACCCUUUGAGAGUAUGAGAUUUGAAAAAAAAUCAGUUUUGUUAUUUUUUGCCAUUUCUUUGCAAAAUAUGCUCAUUCAUUCAUUCUAUCUAUUACAUGGACAACUUUAAUAACUAAUGAACAACUUAAUUCAUUAUGGACAAAAAGAACAAAACUAUCUCAAAUGUGUUUAUUUGUUUUUUUUAAAGAAAUAGCAAAAUCUAUAUGUGUGUGUGUUUUUGCAUGUGUAAAAUCCAUACUAGCAUAUUUUAACAUUUACUGCUUUGUUUAGUAUUUGUAUUUUUGGCUCAUUAUACAUUUCUACUUCUAGAGUACAGUUUUCUAUUGAAAAUUUGUUACAUUUGUUUUAUAAUAUAUGCAUAUGUCAAAAAUGAAUUUUAAGUUAUGUAUUUAUAAAAAAAAAUUGAAACAAAGAUGACGCACAUUACUACUUGUAUAUAUUACACUUUUAUAUUGAAAAUGUGUAAAUUUGUUUUAUAAUAUAUGCAUAUGCCAAAUGCAUUUUAAGUUAUAUUUUUAUAAAAAUAUAGGACUAUGUAUUUCUUCAUUAGAAGGAACAUUAAUGUGAUUUGCACAGUAUAAAAGUCAUCAUUGCAAAGGACUGUAAGAUUUAUUUUUCUGAAAGAAAGCUUCAAUAAACUAUUUUUCUAAAAAAGAA
Molecule: messenger RNA, 1739 nt
Organism: Bombina bombina (fire-bellied toad)
Lineage: Eukaryota; Metazoa; Chordata; Amphibia; Anura; Bombinatoridae
Gene: IL10
Product: interleukin 10
Exons: 6
Coding region: 122-652 (176 amino acids)
Biological process (GO): immune response
Cellular component (GO): extracellular region
Molecular function (GO): cytokine activity
Source: RefSeq, a predicted model, not a curated record